CGAGAAAAUAAGAGAAAGUUAUUAUGUAAAAAGGACUCAUAAACUACACCCCUGACACGAGAAACCACAGAUUGUUCAGUAUAUAAGAGAUGUCUGUCAUCCCCGAAGUCGAGAAGUGUUAAGAGGUAGAUAGUCACAGUCACAGCCACGACAAUAAGAUCAAACUCUCUUUUACCAUGUGUAGUCCCGCUCAGAUCCCGUAUCCGGAUUUGCCCGGCGUACAAUUCACUUCACUUAGCGCUUCCCUAGUAUCCAACUUCACAAUCCAAGUUCCAGAGAGCACAUACACGAACAACGGAGCUAUCUACGCCGAAGGUGUCAGCUUCUGCAACCUCACGACUACCUAUACGCAUACUGGAGAAUCUGAUACUGUCACUAUUAACGUAUAUCUCCCCACAGAGUGGAAUGGCAGGAUGCAAGGUGUUGGCGGAGGAGGCCUUUCCGCUGGAGGCGUUAACCUUCUACUUAGCUAUUACUCUAUGCUCGGCGCUGUGUCAGAGGGAUACUCUGCUGUGACCACUGACGCCGGCCAUGCUUCGUUAAACCCAGAUGACUGGAUAUUGAAGAGUCCUGGACACGUCGACCUUCAUCUCCUCGAAGAGUUUGGCUCCAACUCGCUCAACGAAUUGUCUAUUAUCGGCAAGGCAAUUACGGAGAGUUACUACGGCAAGCCACCAGCAUAUUCCUAUUGGAACGGAUGCUCGCAGGGCGGACGACAAGGUUUUAAGAUAGCUGAGAAAUACCCUACCGCAUUUGAUGGAAUAGCUGCCUCGGCCCCAGCAGUUGACCUCGCUGGGCUGGGAGUGGGUGAUCACUGGCCCCAGGUUGUCAUAAAGGCCGUGGGCCAAUACCCGAAGAACUGUGAGCUUGUUGCGAUCACGGAAGCCUUUAUCAAGCACUGUGAUGGCAAUGAUGGACUACUUGAUGGAAUCGUCACUGAUCCAGAUUCCUGCGACUUUAGUCCACAUUCUGUGGUGAACAAAUCUAUUGAUUGCCAGGAUACCGACGCUGGAACUGUGAAGAUAUCGGAAGCUGCUAUCAACGUUGCGAUUGCGACAUGGACUGGCGCUCAAAAAUUGGAUGGCUCAUUCCUUUGGUGGGGAAUCAAAAAGGGGUCAAGCCUAGUAGACGAGGUAGUCAGCCUUGGAGUCAGUCCAGGACUUGCGACAACGGUGUGCUCGGGGAACGGUACCUGCACAGGGCACACAAUGGAUAUUGUUGACGCAUGGAUACGACUUCUUAUUAAGAAAGACCCUACUUUCGACGUCACGACAGUAACAAUCGAAGAACUUCAAGAUUUAUUUCAACAAUCGCUAGAUGAGUACGGUCCAGUCUUCAACGUGAAGCCUAACUUAGACGCCUUCCGAGAAGCAGGGGGGAAGCUAUUAUCCUACCAUGGUCUGGCCGAUGCUAUCCUCCCUCCGGACUCUUCGUCAAACUUCUAUGAAAGUGUUGCAGCCCACGAUGAGAAAAUACACGAUUAUUAUCGUCUUUUUGAAGCGCCGGGGCUUGCUCACUGUUGGGCGGGCUCUGGAGGAUAUUACCCUGCUGGACUUUUCAAGGCCCUGGUCUCAUGGGUCGAAUCCGAUGCAACACCUGACAGGAUCGUUGCGGCGACUUCUGCGGAAAAUGGUCCUGUUCGUGAGAGUAUUUUGUGUCCUUAUCCUCAGAAGGCACACUAUAAGGGUACGAGUUCAAACGCUACAGCUGAUGAUUUCUAUUGUGAGAAUUAAGGAACAAUCGAGGAGCCUAGGUGUAUGAAGACAAUAGCGAGCAAAUACGAUUACAAUUGAUAUAGCUAGCCACGCAGUUUGGGCCGCGGCCUCACCAAAGUUAGCUUUAUU
This is a messenger RNA of Daldinia loculata, 1844 nucleotides long. Its product is annotated as tannase and feruloyl esterase. The transcript has a single exon. Bases 177 to 1733 code for a protein of 518 amino acids. NCBI's taxonomy places the organism in Eukaryota, Fungi, Ascomycota, Sordariomycetes, Xylariales, Hypoxylaceae. The record is from RefSeq and is a predicted model, not a curated record.